Trichomonas vaginalis G3 is the source of this 868-nucleotide messenger RNA. Its product is annotated as organellar and viral DNA polymerase type B. NCBI's taxonomy places the organism in Eukaryota, Parabasalia, Trichomonadida, Trichomonadidae. The annotation marks the transcript as partial. The record is from RefSeq and is a predicted model, not a curated record. The transcript has a single exon.
AUGACUAUUGCUGCAUAUGCGUAUGAAACAAAUGAAGCAAGAAGAGCACAUGAACUAGUAAACGAAAACUCAACUUUAACCAUUGAAGGCAAUGAUUUAGUCAUUGACGAUGGAAAAACUAAAAAAGUCAUUGAUUUCGAUACUUUUAACACUUAUGACCCAUUCAUUACAAUAAGUAAAGUUCCUAUUAUAAAUGAUGGAACGGUGCAAUAUAUAAAUUCUACAGUAGAUGCCUCAUUAGUGAAAGUACUGAAUGUUCUCAUUGAAUUGUUAAAGAGCUUUCGAUUUGACGACAACAUUAAAUGCCUAAAGAAUUUAGUCAUGAAUGAGAAACAAAUUCUCGGCGUUGCUGGUAGCAGUAAUGAUGUACACCUUAUGACAUUAGAAUAUUAUAACGAACAUAAAGAUGAACUGAAAGGAGAGAAGGGUGACACCGGACCUCAAGGACCACAAGGAAUACAAGGAAUACAAGGAAUACAAGGACCUCAAGGCGAAAACGGUUUGGAUGGAAAGGAUGGAAAGGAUGGAAAAACUGCUAAAUCAUGGAUAUGGGACCUUAUAAAUACUGGUUUAACAGCUGCUUCAUAUGGAGUUCUUCAAUACCAAAUCGGAAAGAUAUGGGCGGUACUUGGUGAAGAAGUUUUAAAUGACGUUAAAAAUGCUUUGAACUUCAUUUCAAAUGGUUCGGAUACUAUUAAAACUUUAUCUGGUUGGAUGCAAGAAACAAGGAGUCAAAUAGAUACUGUAAGACGUAUAGCAAACAAUGCACGUACGGGAUUGGAUACUUUACGAGAAGCACAAAAUACACUAAAGGAAGCAAAUGAUAUUCUUGGCUCAGUAUCAGACAUGCAUGAAGAUUGGCUUAAAG